GGAACCUCUCCUGGGUGGCAGAGCUGUCGAGCUGGCCGACAGCUGCUUGUGCAGAGACAAAAUCUGCCGGGGUCUGACAGGCGGCCUUGCGCCUCGGCGUGGGCUCAGCAUGGAGAAGCCGCAGGCUGACAGUGGAGUCCUGGCCCAGGCCACUCACAGCAGGGGCCGGACUGCCCAAGGCUGCUCCAUCAGAUAGGCCAGCCGCGGGCUCAGGCCCUUGGGGUGCCCUCUGACUUCUGUCCAGAUCACCCCCAAGGGGAGCCGGCUGAGCUCCUCUGGAUACUGCAGGGCGUGGCCGCCGCCGCCCUAGGAGUCAUUUGCAUAUUCAUGACCUUGACAAGCAUGCGCACUGCAGAGCCAGGCUCAAGGGUGGCCCGCCCCACCGCAGGACAGCGGCGUCUCUCCUUGCCGAUCCUCCACCAGCCGCCGCCUCCCCUCACUUCAAAGAAGGGCCUGGCGUCCCCCAUACACACAACCACCUGAGAGCCUCGCGCUGGAAGGACUUUGGUGAAGAAGCUGGGAGUAGGUGAGAAGGCCUCCCUUGUGACAGCCAGCCGUGCCCAGGGGCUGAAGCAGGAAUAACCCACCCUCCUGCCUCACCCAUUCCAGAAACUUCUCUACAAACAGAAGCAGCCAAGCAGACCAGCCCCUGCCCCCCCAAAGUGGCUUCCCAAAGCGGGACACACAGGCCUGACAGCUCAGCAGUGCGAGGAGGCGGGAGAGGUGACUACAGCCUGUGGUGAACAUCGGAACUCCUCCGAGGGGUAGCAGACCCACCCCCACAGAUGCGGCCUGAGUGGCAGGAAUACGGAUUCUUUGGAGAGUGGCUGGCUCCCUCUCAGCUCUGUCACGCAAGAGCGCUCUCUGCACUGAGCCAUUCCGCCAAGUGACUUAAAGGGAUUUUAAAAAGAAAGAAAGAAAGAAAAAAAAAAACCCUGGUAAAGAAAGAGGGGGUAACAGCCCCACAGAGGCAUUUCAGAAGAGGUGCGGCCUGUGGACAAAGGACCAAAGUUACAAAGAGCUGCGGUGGAAGUGGUGGCCGGUGAAAGGCCACACUCCCCGGGGACUGACAUUGAGCUGUAGGGCAUGCCCUGCUCAGGCGUCCCCGGGGGUACACACAGAACACACACCCCUCACUCCAGAGAGCCAAGUCAGCAGUGCCCGAGGCCUCGGGUGCCAGAGAUGCCGCUUGGGGCCUGCAGCCACCUCUGAGGCCUCGCCGCGGGACGACGUCAGGACCUCCUUACUCUCUGCGUGCCUCAAGCUACCCGGAGCUGCGGGCUGUGGUUGAGUACCUCUGGGUCUGUUGGUGGCGUGGGGCCAGGGAUGUGAGCGUGGCCUGGAAUUCUGAAGCAGUGACCCCAGUGGGACCCAGCGGCUCAGGGAACAGCAGCAGAGGAGGUGUUGAGGCUCCAGGUUAGGUGGGUCAGGCCUCCACCCGCUGUCCACCAUGGUGGUGGCACACCCGACUGCCACCACUACCACCACACCCGCUGCCACCGUCACAGCCACUGUCGUGAUGACCACAGCCACCAUGGACCUGCGGGACUGGCUGUUUCUCUGCUAUGGACUCAUUGCUUUCCUCACGGAGGUCAUCGACAGCACCACCUGCCCUUCAGUGUGCCGCUGCGACAAUGGCUUCAUCUACUGCAAUGACCGGGGACUCACAUCCAUCCCCUCGGACAUCCCUGACGAUGCCACCACCCUCUACCUACAGAACAACCAGAUCAACAACGCGGGCAUCCCUCAGGACCUCAAGACCAAGGUCAAAGUGCAGGUCAUCUACCUGUACGAGAAUGACCUGGACGAGUUCCCCGUCAACCUGCCCCGCUCCCUCCGAGAGCUACAUCUGCAGGACAACAACGUGCGCACCAUUGCCAGGGACUCGUUGGCUCGCAUCCCGCUGCUGGAGAAGCUGCACCUGGAUGACAACUCCGUUUCCACCGUGAGCAUCGAGGAGGACGCUUUCGCUGACAGCAAGCAGCUCAAGCUACUUUUCCUGAGCCGGAACCACCUGAGCAGCAUCCCAUCGGGGCUGCCCCACACCCUGGAAGAGCUGCGGCUGGAUGACAACCGCAUCUCCACUAUCCCGCUGCAUGCAUUCAAGGGUCUCAACAGCCUGCGCCGCCUGGUUCUGGAUGGCAACCUGCUGGCCAACCAGCGCAUCGCUGACGACACCUUCAGCCGCCUGCAGAACCUCACGGAGCUGUCGCUGGUACGAAACUCGCUGGCUGCCCCGCCCCUCAACCUGCCCAGUGCCCAUCUGCAGAAGCUCUACCUGCAGGACAACGCCAUCAGCCACAUCCCCUACAACACACUGGCCAAGAUGCGGGAGCUGGAGAGGCUGGACCUGUCCAAUAACAACCUCACCACACUGCCUCGAGGCCUGUUCGAUGACCUGGGGAACCUGGCGCAGCUGCUUCUCAGGAACAACCCCUGGUUCUGUGGCUGUAACCUCAUGUGGCUGCGGGACUGGGUGAAGGCCCGGGCUGCGGUGGUCAAUGUGCGGGGCCUCAUGUGCCAGGGCCCUGAGAAGGUCCGGGGCAUGGCCAUCAAAGACAUCACCAGCGAGAUGGACGAGUGCUUUGAGGCGGGAUCGCAGGGCAAUGCGGCCAACGCCGCUGCCAAGACCACAGCCAGCAACCACGCCUCCGCCACCACGCCCCAGGGCUCUCUGUUUACCCUCAAGGCCAAGAGGCCAGGCCUGCGCCUCCCCGACUCCAACAUUGACUACCCCAUGGCCACCGGUGAUGCUGCCAAGACACUGGUCAUCCAGGUGAAGCCACUGACGGCAGACUCCAUCCGAAUCACAUGGAAGGCCAUGCUACCUGCCUCCUCUUUCCGGCUCAGUUGGCUGCGUCUGGGCCACAGCCCGGCUGUGGGCUCUAUCACGGAGACCCUGGUGCAGGGGGACAAGACCGAGUACCUGCUGACAGCCCUGGAGCCCAAGUCCACCUACAUUAUCUGCAUGGUCACCAUGGAGACUGGCAACACCUAUGUGGCUGAUGAGACACCUGUGUGUGCCAAGGCAGAGACGGCUGAUAGCUACGGCCCUACCACCACGCUCAAUCAGGAACAGAACGCGGGCCCUAUGGCAGGGCUGCCCCUGGCUGGCAUUAUUGGUGGGGCCGUAGCUCUUGUCUUUCUCUUCCUGGUCCUGGGGGCCAUCUGCUGGUAUGUGCACCGCGCUGGCGAGCUGUUGACCCGAGAGAGGGUCUACAACAGGGGUAACAGGAAAAAGGAUGACUACAUGGAGUCAGGGACCAAGAAGGAUAACUCUAUUCUGGAAAUCCGAGGCCCAGGACUGCAGAUGCUACCCAUCAACCCAUACCGCUCCAAAGAGGAGUAUGUGGUGCACACCAUAUUCCCUUCCAACGGCAGCAGCCUCUGCAAGGGCGCCCACACGAUUGGCUAUGGCACCACACGGGGCUACCGGGAUGGUGGCAUCCCCGAUGUGGACUACUCCUACACAUGAAGCUGGCCACUCCCAGUGUGCUCACACGGCUCUGUCCAGCCCGCUGCAGUACCAGGAGCCAGGAAGAGAAACUCCGCAGUGACUUUCCCAGCAGAGAGCAAAGUUUGGGGAGGGUUGGUGAACACAAUAGUAGGGUUAAAUUUUAUUUUAAACACAUAGAAGGCAAGAGGGAACUUCAACAUUGCUGGAGACAUAAUUUAUACCAGAUCACGAGAGUUAAGGACUAAUAAUUUAGCAGGAAGGGUUGGAUUGGGCCUUUUUUUUUCCUGAACCAGAUUGAUACUACCUGUACAACAUUUGUGUACACCUCGAGCUCCAUCCUGGGCCAUCGGAAAGAAACGGAUGACCAAUAGACAUGAUGGCGUGGAGCCCCCCACCCAACCAUCCUGCACACGGUGACAGCUCAGUGAAAAGGUUUCAGUUCCUCACAAAAGAGCCAGCGGAAGAAGACUUUUUGCUACGGAGAUACUGUCCUGAAAUCUCUUCCCUGGUUCUUUCCAUGCUGUUUUCUUUCCAGAUCUGCAGAAAUAUGGCGUCCUCCGUGGUAUUCUCCGAACAAUACCAUAGUCAAUUAAAAAACAAAAAAACAAAAGUCGAACUUUUCCUUCCAGUGCCGAGCGCUUCGGUUCCAGUCACCCAACUCCGCAGAAGCUCUGACGGAAGCCGUAGCUUUCCGUGCCACGUGGAGGUGCAUCUGUCUGCCCGCCUAUCGCCAUGUCACGUGUCUCAGUACAGAUGGGUAGAUAGAGCUGCGUGUCUGUCCUCUCCGCACUUCUUGGGUCAGCCCUUGACAUUUCCUCAGACAAUAGAAUUGCAAAAUUUUUGCUUUCUCCUAGAAA
Peromyscus maniculatus bairdii (prairie deer mouse) is the source of this 4314-nucleotide messenger RNA. The record is from RefSeq and is a predicted model, not a curated record. Lineage: Eukaryota; Metazoa; Chordata; Mammalia; Rodentia; Cricetidae.